Messenger RNA from Acaulospora morrowiae, 588 nucleotides. Lineage: Eukaryota; Fungi; Glomeromycota; Glomeromycetes; Diversisporales; Acaulosporaceae. The record is from the annotation of a GenBank genome assembly.
AUGAUUAACGAAAAUUCGAGUGCUGUUCCUUUAGAAUACGAAUGGUUGGAAGAAGAAAUAAAGAAUGGCCGCGUCAAUUCCUUUAACUAUAAUCAAUUCACCAUACUCAAAGAAAUCGGAACGGGUGGAUUUGGUAUUGUAGAAUGUGCGGAAUGGAAAGUCUUUGAAAGAAAGGUUGCAUUAAAACGUUUAAAAAAUAGUCAACCGCAGUUAGACGAAUUGUCUUUGAAGGAAUUCAUACGUGAGAUAAGGCUUCUUCGAAAGAUUUCGGUGCAUCCUAACGUUAUCAAGUUUCUUGGAAUCAUGAAAGGAGGCAAUACAUGUUCUCUCAAAGGAAUGAUGGGAUUUGUGGAUCCUCAAUGUUACCUUACUCCCGGGUUUAUAAGAAACGAAAAAUCUGACGUAUACAGUUAUGGUGUUAUUCUAUGGGAGAUUUCCAAACCAACAAAAAAUGUUCCUCUGAAAUUCAUUGAACUUUAUAAGAGAUGUCAGAGCGUUAAUCCAGAUAAACGUCUGAAUAUUGAUGAACCCAGGUACUUUAUCUUGCAAUCAAACAGACUCAGUAUCAAUGCCACAAGAAAUUCGUAA